CAACAACCGCCAGCUUGAAUUCGUGGACAAGGACAUCAUGCCUCUCCGAGGAACUAGUCAUGGUAAACUUGUUGGCGACGAGGCACCCUACUUCGAGUCUCUGGCCGAGCUUGAUCAAUGGGCUAGUAUCCCUCACGAAAAGUUGAUGGCCGUCUUGGAGUAUCAGGCCCGUCCUCAGUUUGCAGAAUCAUCGAACCAGAGAGGGAAGCUUUUGGUGUGCCACGAUUAUAAAGGAGGGUACACAGAAUCUCCAUCUGGCCUGUGCUAUACAUUCAAUUUUUGGCCUCUAUGUGACUCAUUCGUUUACUUCUCGCAUCACAGAGUCACUGUUCCUCCAUCAGGAUGGAUCAAUGCGGCGCAUCGACAAGGGGUUAAGAUGCUCGGAACAAUAAUCUUUGAAGGAUCUGGAGAAGCUGACUGCCUCCAGCUGAUAGUUGGAUGCCCUCAGGUGGGCGCAGGCCCAACUUUACGUACAGAUUCGAUUCCCAUGUCAAGACACUAUGCCUCAGUUUUGGCAGAGCUUGCUCGUCAGCGUGGGUUUGAUGGUUAUCUCCUGAAUGUUGAAUGCCCACUUCGAGGGGGCCAGGAACAAGCACGGGCGCUUGCUGGAUGGAUUUUACUUCUGAGAUCCGAGCUCGUGACAAAAGUUGGUCGCCAUGCCCAAGCUAUUUGGUACGACAGUGUGAUAAUCAACGGUCAACUGAGGUGGCAGGACCGAUUGAACAACCUGAAUUUGCCAUUUUUCCUCUCGUCCGAUGCCUUCUUCACGAACUACACUUGGCCGACGUCUUUCCCGGCUCUCACUGCCCAGUAUUUCAUGAGCUUGGAUCCAGUGCUCAUCAGUGAUGAUGCGAAGGGGUCUUCCGUCAAGUCUCUUCAAAGCAUAUUUACAGGUGUUGAUGUCUGGGGUCGAGGAUCGCACGGUGGAGGAGGAUUCGGUUCCUACAAGGCCAUUACACAUAUCGAUCCCCAAUCACUCGGCCUGAGUGUUGCCCUUUUCGGGCAAGCAUGGACAUGGGAGAGCGAACAAGACAAGCCAGGAUGGAACUGGGAUCAGUGGUGGGAAUAUGAGCGCAAGUUAUGGAUCGGUCCAGCAGACCCUCAAGAGGUGGUCCCCGUGCCUGAUGCUCCCAGACGUCCUGGAGAGCCUGAGUGUCCUCACGGCGCAUUCAAACCACUGUCGUCAUUCUUUGGACAUGCCACCCCUCCUGAUCCCGCCCAGCUUGUCUUUUACGCAUCGUUCUCUCCAGGAGUUGGGCAUUCGUGGUUUGUUGAAGGCGUGAAGGUUCUCCAGACAGAUGCCGGCUGGACUGAUGUCGACAAGCAAAGUUCCCUUGGAAAUUUAGUGUGGCCACGACCAUCCUUGAUGUGGGAAGACAAUGAUAGAGAAGAACCACUCCCUUCAGCGUCAUCCAUGUUGGACAUGAGCGACGCAUGGAAUGGAGGGAAUACCCUUAAACUUUCCAUCUCUUGUGCUGGCAGUGCGGCCGAUGAUGCAUUUUUCCGGUGCAUCUGGCUCCCUGUGCAGUCAUUUAAUGUGACUUCCCUGAUGUCAUAUGACGUUAGCAUCGUUUACAAGACUGCCACUUGUGAGGAGACCGACCUCGACCUUGGACUUUACGUAAAGCCGUUGAUGACGGGGGGCGGAGAUCUUUCAGAGGUCAAUGUCGGGGCAUCCACUCAAUCUGAUCUCAAGAACGGUUGGACCAGACAAGUCCUUAGCUUUUCGGUUCCUCCCGGCACAACUAACGUGUCGAUUGCGGUUGGCUUGAUCAUUGGUUUUACUGCCGAAGAUCCAUCUCAGCCACUUGAUUUUUCAAUCUCGUUAGGCCAACUUGCCGUAUAUCCAUCUUCUUCCACUGCCCUCGUCUCGAAGGGAACCCCCGGGAUUCUGUGGGCUAAAUUCCAAAGCACCAAGCCCCUCACCCCCCCUUCAACUGGUCUCAGCGGGCUUCUCACCUGGGACAUCGCAUCCUCUUUCCCACGUCUCGCGUUGCGGACGAUAUCAUCACCCGAAGACCCGAAUCCUGCAUGGAUUCUAGAUACCAGAGAACGAUUCCCCUCAUUUCUCUACUUCAACAUAUACGUCAACCCAUACCCCCUCUCGGGAAGUGUCGCGGAGGCCACGGCGGCGAUAUUCAUUGGAACAACAGGCCUAGAUGGGCGUGCUAAUAGAUUUUAUGUGGAUCCAGCGAUUCUGCCGAAGAGUGUGGUGCAUGGGAAAGGGUUACGCUUUUAUGUGCAAGGAGUUACUGACAAAGGCGAUAUCCUACCAUGGGAGAUGUGUGCGCACGUAGAUUACAUGUUCAACCUUGGAGGCCGUUGAUGACCAUGCAAGACACGGAGCAUGUAUAUACAGCUGUGAGAGGCUCCUGUGUUUUUUACGUUGCUUGUAAUUAUGAGGACAAGACGUUUGGAUCCGCGGAACGUCUUCGCAUGCUGAACUACCUCGUGUCAUAGCUGGUAGACUCUGCUUGUGUUCGUGUUCAUGCGAAUACCAAGUUUCCGAAAGUCUCCAAAUUGAGUCCAGACAUACGCAUGCACCAAGUCCAU
This is a messenger RNA of Suillus clintonianus, 2553 nucleotides long. Its product is annotated as glycoside hydrolase family 85 protein. The transcript is spliced from 7 exons. Gene Ontology annotation, molecular function: mannosyl-glycoprotein endo-beta-N-acetylglucosaminidase activity. Gene Ontology annotation, cellular component: cytoplasm. Lineage: Eukaryota; Fungi; Basidiomycota; Agaricomycetes; Boletales; Suillaceae. Gene Ontology annotation, biological process: protein deglycosylation. Bases 38 to 2326 code for a protein of 762 amino acids. The record is from RefSeq and is a predicted model, not a curated record.